CUUAUUGAGCUGUGUCACUCAUUGGCCGAGUCACGCAUCUAGCAUCUACCUCUGUCCCUCUGCGUGACGUGCGUAAUUACGCACCGCUGCUUUUUAGGCCCACCUCUCCGCAACAUUUUGCAUCGCAAUGAUGUGCAUAUAUUGGGCUAGGAGUGUGUGAGGUUGAUUAAAACUGGAGGGUAUCGCCACCGUGGAGAGGAAGAGGCUCCUUUAAAUAAAUCCACUCGCCCUCGGUGGCGCGUAGAGAGAGAGAGCUCCAGUAAACAACAACACGGUUCUGGGAAGUCUUUUAGCGGCUUCGGAUCUUCACUGGAAGGUAAUUGCUGGGAUUAAACUCUUUCUAGAUGUGUAGGAGGCGUUUAACCUUGCUGGGAAGCGUAUUUCUUCUUAUAUCUCGGUUAGGAGUGUUGACAGGGUUGUGACGCUCAUAAAGACAAUCCCAACGCUGUAUUGUGAUCAAUAUAUUCAUCGCUGCCAUUGCGGAAGUGGAAGAGCAACACAAAACAAGUCGCCUUCGUGCUGUGGGGACAUCCAGUGGCCAAAGUAGGUACUGCAGCUCUUUGCAGCUAUGUACGGGUCGUCCGGCAUCCCCGAGCUCAUUCCACCCACAGCACCGCCCCUGCAGCCCGGCGAGGGGGGGCAGCACGGCCCGGGUCACGGCCAGGGCAGCGGCCCCAACGGCCCCAACCCCCAGAGGCUGGGCCAGAGGGCCCCCAAACUCGGCCAGAUUGGUCGCUCCAAGAAAGUGGACUUGGACGAUGAAGUGCUGGACGACAUCAUGAACAACAAUGGCCAAUGUCCCGUGUCCAUCCCCAUGUCCUGAAUGAGGAACUCCACCACAAUGUCUCCAUGUUUGAUGCCCAGUGUCUCCAGUGAAGGGAUGUGAUGGCACAACAAGGCCCAAAGAGGGGAGGAGCCAACGCCUUCAUUGUAAAUCAUUUCACCUCUUUCCAGACUUUUCACGGGUCUGUUUGCGCCCCCCCCCCUCAUCUCGGGAGGUCCGAGUUGACUUCUUGACGACAGCUGCUUGUGUGGAGUUGCACUGAUGGAGUGUUUUGGUAAGAAGCUGUGAUGGCGUUGAAGCACCCUGCUGGCCUGCAGGUGGAGUGUCAUACUGGUCAAGUGCUUUCUGUUUUAAACAGUAAAUGAAAGCUUCUUAUUUAUAACAUUUCAUGGAAAAACUACUGAUUUCUGUUAAAAUAUGAAGCAAAACACUGUUGUGCCGGGUUUUUUUUCCAAAGUGUAAUUUCUAAAUGGUUAUUUUUGUUGGUUUGCACAUUGUGGGAAUGCUUUACGUUACGUGCAGUGACGAGUUGCAUACUUCUAUGCAUGGAGUCUGUAAGAGCAUCAUCCCCAAACUCAGUGUUCCCCGUCUCUAAAGGGCUACAAGUAUGUGGUAGUAUUUUUUCUCAUUGCACCGCUGUGGCCUGCAUGCUGACGGCCGAGUCGCUGUGGCAACCGGGGGACGGCGGGUAUAAACAUGUACAGUUGUGAAUGUUUCAUUGGACAGGACAAGACAAUCACAUCCUCAUGAGAAGCACCAAAUAAAUAAAUUACUUUUAAUUGUUGUUGUCCAGAGAUGCUUGUGUUGAUUAAAUGUGACUUAUUUAUUUUUUAAUUCUUUAACAACUACUAUAUAUUUUUUUAAUUUGAAAUGUGUCUGCUGUUUGCAUGCAGGGAAGUGGUUAAUUGUUCAAACUGCAUCCAGGGAAAUAAAAGACAUAUCUUCUUGGGAUAUUUGUUGUUUUUUUUAACAGAUUGUAUUUAAAACACCCAACAAUUGUAACAAUGAGUUGUUUUUAGUUCAGCAGGUGUCCACAAUGUGACAGGUUUCACAUAGCAUGCUGCAAUGAAUGAUGUUUAACACGUUAGUGUGGAGCUGGUAUUUUUAUCCAAGACAUCAGUUUGUGGUUUGGUUGUGUGUGUUGUGUAUGACAUCACCAUUUAUAAUGUUACACAACCUUUAUUUUUGACAUACAUAUGCUAUACAUGCAAGAGUAUUUAAUGUAAAAAAAAACAAACAAACUCGGAAGUGUAAAAGUUCUUCUACAUUUGGCAAAAAUAAAUAGUUGCAAACUCA
Doryrhamphus excisus (bluestripe pipefish) is the source of this 2080-nucleotide messenger RNA. RefSeq lists its product as uncharacterized. Lineage: Eukaryota; Metazoa; Chordata; Actinopteri; Syngnathiformes; Syngnathidae. The record is from RefSeq and is a predicted model, not a curated record. Gene Ontology annotation, molecular function: protein kinase inhibitor activity.